AUGUCGACGUCGUCGCUUGCGACAUCCGUCGUUUCUUCGUCCAGUCAACCUACUUCGUCUUCUGUCGCCUCUUCUCUUCCGCCAGUUAGCUCUACGCCUGCUCCAUCAGCAGGUGUCGGAGGAUCUGCAAUUGCAAUCUCUCUAGGAGGCGGACAGGCUGGUCUGCAAGGUUAUCAGCCUAAUUCUGCCGAAGCGCGUUCAGCACAUCUUUAUCUUUCCCAGAGAGCUGUAUGCCGUGAGGCUAGGAUUGAGCAAGAGCGCUUCUAUCUGGAUGUGAGUGCUGAAGAUUGA
Messenger RNA from Protopolystoma xenopodis, 291 nucleotides. The record is from the annotation of a GenBank genome assembly. NCBI's taxonomy places the organism in Eukaryota, Metazoa, Platyhelminthes, Monogenea, Polystomatidea, Polystomatidae.